AUGGCCCUUCUCCUGCUGCUUCACGUGGUCCUGGUGGCGGCGGCGGCGAAAGCUCCGGCGGCGCAGGCGUGGGGAGUGGAGGGACACUACAUGGUCUGCAAGAUCGCCGAGAGUUACCUGACGAGGGAGGCGUCGACGGCUGUGAAGGGGCUGCUGCCGGAAUCCGCCGGCGGUGAGCUCGCGGCGGUGUGCUCGUGGCCUGACACCGAGCGGCGCCAGAACCCGUGGUCGGCCCCUCUGCACUUCGCAGACACCCCGGGAGACUGCAAGUUCAGCUACGCCAGGGAUUGCCACGGCACGAACGGAGAGAAGGACAUGUGCGUAGUCGGAGCCAUCAACAACUACACCGCCGCGUUGCAAGACUCCUCGUGUCCAUAUAACCGGACGGAGAGCCUGAUGUUCCUGGCGCACUUCGUGGGCGACGUCCACCAGCCCAUGCACUGCGGCCGCAUCGCCGACCUCGGCGGCAAUACCGUCGUCGUCAGCUGGUAUACGAACAAGACCAACCUCCACAAGGUGUGGGAUGAGAAGGUCAUCGGAACGGCCAUGAACAGGUUCUACAAGGAUGACCUGAGCACCAUGAUCGGCGCCAUCAAGCGCAACCUUACUGUGGUUGAAAAGAACAAGUGGGAGGCGUGCCCAAGUCGAGCAACCAGUUCCAGUUGUGCUGACAAGUUCGCCGAGGAGAGCGCGGAGCUGUCGUGCCCGGCGUACGUGGGUACUGAGCAAGGCUCCAACUUGGAAGAUGAGUAUUUCUUCAAGGCGCUGCCGGUUGUUCAGAAGAGGAUUGCGCAGGGAGGUGUGAGGCUGGCGGCCAUCCUCAACCGGAUCUUCAGCGGGAACAAUAGCAGCGCGCUGCAGAGCAUUUGA
Messenger RNA from Lolium rigidum, 870 nucleotides. RefSeq names its product endonuclease 4-like. The coding region runs from base 1 to 870 and encodes 289 amino acids. The record is from RefSeq and is a predicted model, not a curated record. NCBI's taxonomy places the organism in Eukaryota, Viridiplantae, Streptophyta, Magnoliopsida, Poales, Poaceae. Gene Ontology annotation, biological process: DNA catabolic process. The transcript is spliced from 8 exons. Gene Ontology annotation, molecular function: endonuclease activity; nucleic acid binding.